GAUCCAUGGUCCUCCGGUCUCCACACCGAAGCCUCGCCGCCGCCUGCCAUGCCGCCGCUUCUCCCAGCCGCUGGCGGAUCCGUCGCUCGUCUCCCCUGCGCGUCCAUCCGCCUGCUCUGCACCGCCAUGGCCCCUCCUGAGACCACCUCCCCAUCCCACGUCCUCGCUCUGCCGCCCAUCGCCCGGUCCCCCGAUGCGGACGAGCUCGCGCGAGUCCUCCUCGCGCACCACAACCCAUUCCACCCGGCCGAGUCACCGCUCCAGCUCCUCUCCGGUGGCGGCGUCUCCCUCACCGGGGGCCUCCUCGUCCAGCUCCUCCUCCGCCUCCGCGGCGCGUCCAAGCUCGCCCUCUCGCUCCUCCACGCCGCGCGCCUCCACCCAUCCUUCGUCAACACGCGCCCCCCGCCCGACGCCUACGACGCUGUGGUCGACGCCCUCGCCCGCGCGCGCCAGUUCGACGCCGCAUGGCGGGUCGUCGUUGACGCCUCCGCCGACGGCGCCGCUUCGCCACGCUCGUUCGCAGUGCUCGCCAGGAGGUACGUCGCCGCGGGAAUGACGCGGCAGGCGGUCCGCGCGUUCGACGACAUGGAGGCGUUUGUUGGGAGGGAGGCCAAUUCCGCCGAGUUUGCCACGUUGCUCGACACGCUCUGCAAGUACAAGUACCCGAAGGUUGCUACAGAGAUAUUUAAUAAGAGGAAAUACAAGUAUAAUCCAAAUGAAAAGAUGUACACUAUUUUAAUAUAUGGAUGGUGCAAGGUUAACCGGAAUGACAUGGCUCGGAAGUUCCUAAAAGAUAUGCUUGAUCAUGGGAUAGAACCCAACAUAGUUACUUACAACAUUCUUCUAAAUGGUAUCUGCAGACAUGCAAGUUUGCACCCUGAUUACAGAUUUGAUAGAACUGUUCAUUCAGCAGAGGAUGUCUUGAAGGAGAUGCGUGACAGGGGAAUUGAACCGGAUGUAACCAGCUACUCAAUCAUCCUGCAUGUUUACAGUCGUGCACAUAAACCUGAGUUGUGUGUCUGUAUGUUCCGCUCAAUGAAAGAUAGAGGCAUUUGCCCCACAGUGGCAACAUACACGUCUGUGAUAAAGUGCCUUGCCUCCUGUGGGAGAUUGGAAGAUGCUGAAACCUUGCUUGAUGAGAUGGUUGCUGAGGGAGUAUGUCCCUCCCCAGCUACCUACAAUUGCUUCUUCAAGGAGUAUCGGGGGAGAAAUGAUGUGAGUGGUGCCUUGCAACUGUAUAAUAAGAUGAAGCAACCUGGUUCACUGACUGCACCGGAUAUUCACACUUACAACAUAUUGCUUGGAAUGUUUAUAAAGUUGAAUCGACACGGAUCUGUUAAGGACAUUUGGAGCGAUAUGUGUGAAAGCACUGUAGGUCCUGAUCUUGAUUCAUACACCUUGUUGAUCCAUGGCUUUUGUGCAAGUCAGAAGUGGAGGGAGGCAUGCCAGUUCUUCAUGGAGAUGAUAGAGAAAGGUUUUCUUCCCCAAAAGAUCACCUUUGAGACGCUGUACCGUGGCCUAAUACAGGCAGACAUGCUUAGGACCUGGAGGAGGCUAAAGCGAAGGGUUGAUGAAGAAGCAGCAAAAUUCGGUGAUGAAUUCAAACUCUAUCACAUGAAGCCAUAUAAGAGGUGAUCUGUUCAUCAUCGGGUUGCUGCCACUGAAAAUUUGUUGUCCCUAACAAAAUAGUGCAGUUGUGACCGAUGCUGAUUUCUUGAGCUCGAUCUGUGGGGAAUGGUAGUGGAGGAGCUGGAGCAGGGUCUCUGGCACCGAGAAUGCAAGAUGCCAGUGGAGUCCAUAAAUAUGCUCAACAAGGGGUUGCACGACAACAAAGUGUGCCUGGGUCGUCACAUGCGACAUCACCUUAUGGUGUUUGCAACCUUUCGUGCUGCAGGAGUUCUCCAAUACCACGGUGAUGAUGGUGUUUGCAACCUUUCGUGCUGCUGGAGUUCUCCAAUCUACACAUCAAGGAUGGGAUCCUGGAGCUGGGGGUGGUUUCGGUGAUCACUGGUUUUGACUCACACUGAGGCAACUUGGACUUUGGCACUUAUCAUGCCAGUGACCGGGCUCGUUGAUGCAGGCACCGGCGGCCUUGCUUAAGGUUCCCAUUGGAACAAGACAGAGGCCAGGGCCGCAUCCAAUCACAACAAUGGCUGCUGCCACUAUGAUCAAGACUACGAAAAGUUUCCUCUACGGCCCUUACAUGCUGCCGGGCCGGCUCCACUCUGCCAAAGUGCUAACCCGACUCAAUUGGACUUCCCACACCGCAUUGCAGCUUCCACGCUUCAAAAUUAACCAUGCCAUGCAGCCAAUCGACGCCAGCAAGCACGGCCAGACAGGGAUGGAAAAUGAAAAAUAGAUAUCUGAAUUAUCCAGCGUUAGUAUCAGUUAAAACUUUAUUAAUAUUGAUAUCUAUAUUCUUAUCGUGGAUACUAAAUGAAUGUAUUGUAAUUCGUUUUUCAGUUUUCUCUGUUCGAUUCUAAAUCUGUAUUCUAAAAAAUAUUGAAUAUCCGUUCGUAUGGAAGAACAAUGUAUGAUGAAUCUAUUUAAAAGUUUUAUUUCUAUAAA
Molecule: messenger RNA, 2568 nt
Organism: Sorghum bicolor (sorghum)
Lineage: Eukaryota; Viridiplantae; Streptophyta; Magnoliopsida; Poales; Poaceae
Product: pentatricopeptide repeat-containing protein At2g13420, mitochondrial
Exons: 2
Coding region: 49-1635 (528 amino acids)
Molecular function (GO): protein binding
Source: RefSeq, a predicted model, not a curated record